AUGGCUGCAAACUGCACACCCUCAUGGGGUCAGGGACAAGCCUGCAACAGUCCUGGGUCAGAGCUGCCACGGUCUGUGGCAUCCUCAGAAACUCCACUUGGAAAUCAUGACCGGGACCCUGAGACUUGUCACAUGAACUUCAGGAUGUUCAGCUGCCCGGAGCAGUCGGACCCCAUCCAGGCUCUGAGGAAACUCACUGAGCUGUGCCAUCUGUGGCUGAGGCCCGACCUCCACACCAAAGAGCAGAUCCUGGACAUGCUGGUGAUGGAGCAGUUCCUGAUCUCCAUGCCCCAGGAGCUCCAGAUCUUAGUCAUGAUGAACGGUGUGCGGAGCUGCAGAGAGCUGGAGGACCUGCUACGGAACAACAGAAGACCCAAGAAAUGGUCUGUGGUUAACUUGCUUGGCAAGGAAUAUCUUAUGCUGGACUCAGAGGCUGAGAUGGCUGAAGCCCCCGCCAGUGUCAGGGAUGAUCUGAGAGACGUGUCCAGCCAGUGGGCCUCCUCUGUGAACGACAUGCAACAGGGGGAAGGCCAGGCCAGCUGGGAGCUGCAGACCCUGCCCAGGGUCCCCACACUGUUCAGCGGGCAGGGAGAGGGCUUCCUGAUACAAAAGACUGUUGUCAUGAAAGGUGACCCAAAGGUUUGGAGACCCAAGCAGAACCUGGAGAAGGAUCUGAAGGAAAACAGCAAAGAGAACCCAGGACUCACAUCCCCAGAGCCGCAGCUUCCACAGGGUCCCACAGAUCUGGUGAGGGCAAAGGAUGGGAAGGAACCCCAAAAAAGAGCCUCUGUGGAGAAUGUGGAUGCUGACACAGCUUCUGCCUGCACAGUGGAGACAGAAGCUUUGGCUCACAGCGAGGACAGAGGAGACUCUCUGAAUCCGAGAGGUCCCAAAAGAAGCAAACCAGACGCCACUUCCAUUUCCCAAGAAGAGCCUCAAGGAGGAGCCACACCUGUGGGCAACAGAGACUCCUCAGGACCAGCUGGGAUGAAUCCAGUUCAUUCCCCAGGCCCUGCGGAUGCAGGCAGUCACCCCGAUGGCCAAGAAGCCGUGGCACUGCUGCCCUUUGCAUGUGAUGUGUGCAGUAAGAGGUUUAAGUAUUAUGGCAAGCUAGUCAUCCACAAGAGAUCACACACAGGAGAGAGACGCUUUCAGUGUAAUCUCUGUGGCAAGCGCUUCAUGCAGCUCUCAGACCUCCGGGUUCAUCAGCGCACCCACACUGGAGAGAAGCCCUACAUGUGUGAUGUCUGCCAGAAGCGGUUCACCAGGACAUUCUCCUUGAAAUGUCACAAGAGGAGCCACACAGGGGAGAAGCCCUACAAAUGUAACAUCUGCAAGAGAGUUUUCACCUACAGGAAAAACGUGAAACAGCACCAGCGCAUCCACUCUGGAGAGAAACCCUAUAAAUGCUCCAAAUGUCCAAGAGCCUUCGGUCGGCCUGAAACGUUAAAACGUCACCAAAAAACACAUUGCAAAACCACUUCCUGGUGAUUCCAUAAUCAGGUCUAUGUUAUCACAUCCUAUGUGAAGGAUGAUUUUUCACUGUUGUUAUCAGAUGACAUAUGACACAUAGAGCACAUGCAAGGGCCUGACACACAGAGGAGGGGCCCUAGAUAGGAUUCACCAGAAUGUCUGAGGAAAUAUUUAUUCUCCACAUUGACUUGUGUUUUCUGUUUCAUUAUGUCUGUUGUUUUCUUAUGGGGUUAUUUUGGUUUGUGGUGUUCUUUCAAAAAUCAAACAUCUUAUAACAAACAACUGAGGCUUCUGAUUGACAUGCCGUUACCCACUGUCUUGCUGUAAAGUAAAAUUGUCAAAGUAGGGUGUCCAAAUUAAAUACG
Molecule: messenger RNA, 1838 nt
Organism: Cebus imitator (Panamanian white-faced capuchin)
Lineage: Eukaryota; Metazoa; Chordata; Mammalia; Primates; Cebidae
Product: zinc finger and SCAN domain-containing protein 5A-like
Exons: 4
Coding region: 1-1491 (496 amino acids)
Biological process (GO): regulation of transcription by RNA polymerase II
Molecular function (GO): DNA-binding transcription factor activity, RNA polymerase II-specific; RNA polymerase II cis-regulatory region sequence-specific DNA binding
Source: RefSeq, a predicted model, not a curated record